This is a messenger RNA of Heteronotia binoei (common prickly gecko), 2190 nucleotides long. It is a transcript of the gene FBXO40, whose product is annotated as F-box protein 40. Lineage: Eukaryota; Metazoa; Chordata; Lepidosauria; Squamata; Gekkonidae. The transcript is spliced from 3 exons. Gene Ontology annotation, cellular component: cytoplasm. The coding region runs from base 1 to 2184 and encodes 727 amino acids. Gene Ontology annotation, molecular function: ubiquitin protein ligase activity; zinc ion binding; protein binding. The record is from RefSeq and is a predicted model, not a curated record.
AUGGAGCUACCAAACAAACCAACCAGCCAGCCAGCAGAAGGACCACGGAAUGCAGGAAGCACAGGCAGGAAGCAGAGACUGCCCCCUGGAGAACACAAGCACUGUGAUAAAUGCUUCAACCGGUAUUGCCAAGCUCCGGUGGUGCCGGCCGCCUCUUGCUUGGUGAUCAGCUGUCGCGCCCACUGCGGCGCAGCCUUCCACAUGUGCAAAGAGGAGGAGCAUCGGCUCAUGUGCCCUCUCGAGCAAGUCCCCUGCCUCAACUCCUUCUACGGCUGCCCUUUCACCAUGGCCCGUUUUAAAGUGGCCAAGCAUCUGCAGACCUGCCCCGCUAGCGUUGUCUGCUGUUCUAUGGAGUGGAAUCGUUGGCCGACCGAGGACUCUGUCGACGUUCUGCAUAAAAACGUCAUGAAGGAGAAACCCGGCCCUGAAUGCUUGGAUGUAGCCCUGGCUCUGAGAGAUCAGAAGGCUCUCUUUGGUGUCCUGAAAAUGGCUAAACUUUUCCCAGAAUGCAGAGGUCCUUGUGCCGUGGAUGAGGGAGAAGACACGGGCGGUGAUGGAGAAGACGCUACCGGCAAGGGAGCAGGUCAGGCCGAAGCCAGUGAUGUUCCUCAGCUGAGCCAGGAAGAGCGUGAGAGUUUGGCCAAGGACAAAGAAGGGAUGGAUCUGGCCGGUUACAACGUCUGGGAAAACAUGUUUAGUAAAGAGCUGAAAGCGUGCAAAAUAACAGCCUCGUUGGCCAAUGACCGGACGAAAGAACAAGACAGUAGUUCCAGAAACGCGGGCCAGGCAUCCCAUGACAGCUCACAAAAAAAGGAACCGGAAGCAGCUAGUGGUGCUGGUGACAGUGACGUAACCCAACCGUCUCCUCCAGUUAACUUAGCAGCAGAAAGGACUGGCUUUGCCCCUUGGCAGGAAGGGGUUCUUGAGAGACUAAAGAAGGAGGUUCCGGUAGGGGACUAUAAUAUGUAUCUGGUCCACCAUGGGAGGAUGCUCAUCCAUUUUGGCCAGAUGGCCGCUUGCACUCCCAGAGAGAAGGACUUUGUCUACGGCAAGCUAGAAGCUCAGGAGGUGAAAACGGUGACCACCUUCCGAGUCCCUGUCAGCUACUGCGGCAAACGAGCUCGCCUCGGGGAUGUCAUGGCACACAAAAAGCCAACCAAGAAUGUAUCAGUGGAUACUUCAGAUAUGGGGAUCAACCCAGAGGAUCUUCCAAAAUGUGACACUGUCCAGAUGGCACUGCUGUGCGCCCUGGAGAAAGAGCUGAAAGGUCAUGAGAUCUCAGAAACGAAGAACACCGAUGCCCUAUAUGUGGAUUUCGGGACGCAGACGUACAGGUUUGCCGAGGAGCCUUUCUCCUCCACAGUGGUCCUAGCAGACAUCCUGGAUGCUAAAGACACACCAAGCCUGCACUUGCACCUGCACAGCGAGAGUGUGACCCGGAGGCAUAACAAAAGCAGCUCAGCUUUCUCCUUCUCUUGCAACCACUUUUUCCGGCGAGAUGAGUUUCCAUCACAUUUCAAGAACGUUCACGCCGAUAUCCAGUCCUGUCUGGACGGGUGGUUCCAGCGCCGCUGCCCGCUGGCCUACCUGGGGUGUCCAUUCGUCCAGCAUCCUUGGUGCCCCGCUGGGCAGAAGUCCUGUAUCAUCUACAGCCAGCCUCUCAAGACUUUAGCGCUGAAGCCCCAGGUUCACCCUGCCCUCUUGGAAAGAAAGCGGUGCGACUCGCUGAGGAACAAUCGAGGGAAGGAAACAGAUGUUCUGAGCAACCUCCCCCUGGAGAUCCUGCAGUACAUCGCUGGGUUUUUGGAUAGCUUCAGCUUGUCGCAGCUGGCUCAAGUGUCGGUGCUCAUGAGGGACAUCUGUGCCACUCUGCUGCAAGAACGAGGGAUGGUCUUCCUGCUGUGGGAAAAGAAGAGAUAUUCCCACGGGGGCACUUCGUGGAGAGUCCGCAGAAAGGUCUGGAAGUUUAGCAGUCUGUUCUCCACCAUUAAGAACUGGCGGUCCAGUGACGUCCCUUCCAUGGCUGUGCACUUGAAGACCUGCCCUUUUUACGAGGUGGAGCGCAAGGUGGACCCUGUCCAGCUGACUAGCAUGGUUUCAUCAGAGGAUCUGACGCAAGAAAGUUUGGUCUCCACGUUUAUGCGCAAAGCUGGCCAGAAAAAGCUGCAGAGCAGGCUGCGCUAAUGUCAA